AAUUGUUUAACUGAUUUUUUUUCACCUUAAUUUAUGCAAUUAUUCCUACAAACUAGCUACGUGUUGCAUUCGUAAGCAUGGAAAACCGUUGGAUAAACGAAAAUAAACCGAUUUUAGCGAAAAGUGCUUUACGCGCCUUCGACGGUGAAGAAUCGGAAACGAUAAUUUUAAGACAAUCUGACUUGGUGCAAAGUGAAGUGGAUGUGAUAACGGGAAAUUUUGCUUAUGCAACAUAUUUGGAUUUAUCGCAUAAUGAGAAAAUUGAAUAUAUCAAAUUUCUGUUGACCCCAAAGACAUUGUACCUCCAAAACUGCACAAGCUUAAGUGAGAUAAAAUACAGAUUUAGCGCGUGCACUGUACGAAUGUUAGACAUAGCGGGUUGUCCGAUUGAUUACGAAGCACACUUCGGCAGCUAUGAUUUUCCGUUUCUGGAGAGCCUCACACUUAGCUGGCGCCCAGAGGUGGGAGAGUGGAGAAAACUAUUGAGCAAAUUGAUGGCGCUAAAAAGUCUAACCAUCGAAGAGCUAUAUGGAGCAGAAAGAGAGCACUCAAGCUCUAGUGCAAUUGAGCAAGAGAGAGAAACACUCUUCACAGCCUUGACUGAAUGUAAAAACAUCAAAUUCCUUACACUCGGUGGCAUACCUUGUGAGUGUGAUCUGAGGCAUCUAAGAAAGUUAACAGACAGAAAGCUAGGCUUUUACAUCAGAAACGUAGACCCCACGCAUUUGAGGAGACUCUGGGAACUACAAAAUUUGAAUACGCUUUAUUUUGAGCACACUGACAAUGUUACCAACACAGACUUGCUGUGUUUAAUAAGAACCUGCGCCAACUUAACAAAACUCACGCUGGAUUACUGUGCUGGUGUGACGAAGGAAUUCGUUUUCAAAGCUGCAGAGUUCUUGCGAGAGCGCGAUAAAGAUCAGCCAUUAAAAGCACGCUUAAAUCUGGAAAUAUGUGGCUGUGCUGGCAUCACAGAAGAAAUACAAGAGGACCCUCAAUAUGCCAGAGCAGAGUCUGCACUGAGUCUCAUUUUGUACUUCAAGUGCAAGCAUCCGAAGGGGAACUUCAGAACUGAUCUCAUCAUACCCUACCCAGCGCCAAAUGUACAACUCAGCAUAUAUAUUCUCUUCGAAAUCUACAAGAAGCUAAUCCACCAGCCGGCCGCGAAAUGCUUUGCCUCCGUUUGUGCCGAUUUCGAGAGCGCAGCCAUUGAAGAGGAGCGCCAUUUGAAAAUAAUCGCGUGCCGCAGCGCAAAGGUGGUGCGUAAUGAGAUCUACGAUGCGUACUUGGAGAUCACAGCCGAGAGUAAAGACUUUUUCACGAAUGCGCCUUGCACGAAUGCCAUGAAAAUGGUGCUGAGCAAUCGUUUGCUCGUAUUUGAUACGAUUUUAGAUGAUUUUCCAUUGUUAAAGCACUUGAAAUUCAUAAAUUGUGUUGUGCAGGAAAGCGAGCUGCCCAAAGAGCGGAAGUACUGUAAUGUCUGUGAAUUGGAAAUAUGUUGCGCGAAUGCGUUGCCGUUGUGGCAGGCAAUAGCACCGCUUUUUCCCUAUGUCCAAGCGGUGUAUUUGAACGAUGAGUUGCUGGAGAAUCCAAUAGAGUUGACGCCAAGUAGAACACUGAGUUCGAGAAGCAGCUCGGAUUUUCUUAAUAUUGCUAGAUUAUCUAUAGCUGGUAGCAUUUUUAGCGAUGAGGAUGUGGAAUUUUUAACCAACCUACGGAAUUUACGAAGUCUAUCAGUCUUUGGGAAUUCAAAAAUUACGGGCAAACACAUUGCCGAACUGAGCAGCAUCGAGGAACUCCAACUGAAUUGCUGUGAAAACUUGAACCAAUAUUAUGUAGCAGACGUGGUGACCUCCCUCCCACUACGAGCGCUCGAUUUGAGACGGAGUACAUUCACCAUCACCGCCACACACCUCACAAGCGAAAUGUGGCUAAAUUGCGCAACGUUGACUGAACUCAAAAUCGACUGGCAGCAAGAGCUGACAAUAACAACGCUAAGAAUUCUACAAACUCUCCGUGAUAUUGAGGUGCGUAACCUACCAACACACGCUUGUGCGGCCUGCCUGCGGCACGAUCUGCUGGCAGUUGAGAUACCCAAUCAGCGUACUGGUUAUCAGCAUUGCAACUGCCUGGCGGUACCACAAACCCGUUUGGUGAAAGAUUUCUUUCGUACGCUCGUCGCACGCACGCGCAUUACAAAGCUCACACUCGAGGCGGAAGUGCUGUGUAGAAAUCUUAAUUAUUUGCAACUGCUACAGCGGCUAACACAUCUGAGCAUCGUUGCUAAGAAAACAACGCUCGAUGUCUUUCGCAUAUCGCCGAACUUCUAUCAGACUAUUGGUCAACUGAGAAAUUUGGUGUAUUUGUAUUUCGCGCACUUCUACUAUUGCUUCGAUGGCGUUAUACACAUUGUGGGCCGUUGUGCCAAACUCAGAGAGCUCAAACUGAAGGAGUGUGUGGGGUUUUCCGAUGUAGUGGUCUACGACCUCGCUGAGGUGUUGCAGCGGAAACGCACGAAGGCGCAAUUGCCGUUGAACUUUUUCAUGCAGAACUGCAAGGAUGAGUCAAGCGAUGCGGAGAGUGAGGCGAGCUCCAGAGACGGUACUCAGGAUGUCCAGCGCUUUGAGGACAUAAAGGACUUCAUAAGAGUUAAUUUUAUAUAAAAAAAGCUCUGAAGCGUGAAAGAAAAGGAAUCAAAUAUGUAGCCGGAGAAUUAAAACAAAAUUUAUUAAAAAAAGUCAUGUUCAGUUUA
Molecule: messenger RNA, 2752 nt
Organism: Ceratitis capitata (Mediterranean fruit fly)
Lineage: Eukaryota; Metazoa; Arthropoda; Insecta; Diptera; Tephritidae
Exons: 7
Coding region: 78-2663 (861 amino acids)
Biological process (GO): SCF-dependent proteasomal ubiquitin-dependent protein catabolic process
Cellular component (GO): SCF ubiquitin ligase complex
Source: RefSeq, a predicted model, not a curated record